This is a messenger RNA of Penicillium cosmopolitanum, 1707 nucleotides long. Its product is annotated as cytochrome P450. Gene Ontology annotation, molecular function: oxidoreductase activity, acting on paired donors, with incorporation or reduction of molecular oxygen; monooxygenase activity; iron ion binding. The coding region runs from base 1 to 1707 and encodes 568 amino acids. The record is from RefSeq and is a predicted model, not a curated record. Lineage: Eukaryota; Fungi; Ascomycota; Eurotiomycetes; Eurotiales; Aspergillaceae. The transcript has 3 exons.
AUGGCCUCCCUACUUCCACCCACUUUGAGCAUAUUGGGAGCAUUGCUCCUUUAUAAAGCGGUUCGUCUUUUGCACUUCGUCAGACUCGCUCGCAAGACCACUUUACCCUAUAUCAUCACACCUCUGCUCGAAACCGAAGUGCUUGCCCUCCUUCUCAAUCCACCUCUCCGGUAUCUGUAUCGCGGAUACUUGGAUCGUGGCAAAGGAUGGCCACGCUGGUGUCGGUUCUUCGUCAAAGAUUGGGCUUGGGAGGACAAAAGACAAGCGCAUGAUCAAUUCGGAGAUGUGUUCCUUUGCGUAUCUCCCGAGGGAAUCAUUUGUUAUUCAGCGGAUGCAAUGAUGGGCUGGGAUGUGAUGAAUCGGCGGAAUGUUUUCACCAAACCGCGAGACAAAUACAAAAUUCUCGAGCCCUAUGGUAUGAAUGUCGCCACCGCCGAAGGGAAGACAUACCAAUUUCAUGUCCGCAUUACCGCCCAGCCAUUCGGCGACAUCUCCGGUGUCAACAGCUUGGUUUGGAAGGAGACAGUUCACCAGACCAAGCUCCUGACGAAGGCUUGGGCAAAAUCCCCGCCUACCGAAAUUCAACGAGAUGCGAACGCCCUGACCCUUGCCGUGAUUUCUUUGGCUGGCUUCGGGAAGCAGCUGGAAUGGAGCAAGGAAGAUGACAAUCAGACCAUCCCUAUUGGUUAUCAACUAACCUUCCUACACGCGCUUCAGGAUACAUUGCAUAACAUGGUGACGAUUCUCCUCUAUCCCCGAUGGGUACUAAGAAUUAUACAUCGCGAAGCUGCAUUGGCGCAUAGCCAAUUAGACCGAUAUUUACGAGACAUUAUUCGAGAUCAGGAGGCUAAGCUGACAGCUAAUAUUAAUCACGAUGAUAAAAAGUCUCGCGGAAAUCUUCUCACUGCAGUGGUUCGAUCGUCGGUGAUGUUCAACUCAGAACAGCUUUCGUCAAAAGCAUCUGGAAAAUCUGGUGAGCGGAAACAGGGCUUCACUGAAGAUGAAACCCUGGGGAAUCUCUUUAUCUACCUGCUGGCUGGAUAUGAAACCACCGCCAAUGCCAUUAUAUAUGGACUAGCCGCUCUCGCCCUCUAUCAAGACAUCCAGGACCGAGUCAUCGAGGAGAUUGACAAGGCACAUUCGAGGGCCAAAUCCGCCGAUCGAGAUACGCUGACGUAUGAGGACGAUUUCGAGUUCCUGGAAUACACUUAUGGGUUUAUGUACGAAACCUUCAGAUUGUUUCCUGGGGUUACCCUCAUCACGAAGAUGGUCCACCAGUCCGAGCGUAUCAUAACCGACAGGCCCGACGGAACUCCAAAGUCUUACGACCUCCCUGGCGGUACUCGUGUUUAUCUCAAUGCUCCGGCAGUUCAUUAUCACCCAAAAUAUUGGCCAGAGCCUUACAAGUUGGAUCCGAACCGCUGGCGGAGUUCUCCGGGUGAAAAAUACGUUGUUCCCUCGGAUAAGACUCGUCAGAUGAAAGGCACGCUCCUAACAUUCUCCGAUGGCUCACGAGCAUGUCUUGGACGCAAGUUUGCUCAAGCGGAGUACAUUGCAUUUUUUGCAACCUUGCUGAGAGAGUACCGCGUGCGCUUGGCGCCCGGAUCGGUCCGGACAUCGGUUGAACGAGAUCUGUUCAGGAAAAGUUCAGGGACAAUCACGUUGUCUCCACUGGGAAAUGUGCGAUUGCAACUCCAGCCUCGCUAG